Molecule: messenger RNA, 1609 nt
Organism: Haliaeetus leucocephalus (bald eagle)
Lineage: Eukaryota; Metazoa; Chordata; Aves; Accipitriformes; Accipitridae
Product: putative DBH-like monooxygenase protein 2
Exons: 12
Coding region: 1-1449 (482 amino acids)
Biological process (GO): norepinephrine biosynthetic process; dopamine catabolic process; octopamine biosynthetic process
Cellular component (GO): secretory granule membrane
Molecular function (GO): copper ion binding; dopamine beta-monooxygenase activity
Source: RefSeq, a predicted model, not a curated record
AUGCAAGUGGGCAAAUUGGAGCCUGCACCUCCACUGCUGCGUUUCUCCAUCUUCCUGGAUCCUUCAAACAUGGUCUACCUCCGCUGGGACCAUGACGAACAGGAGCUGAUGACAUUUGAGCUGCAGGUCCGUACAACUGGCUGGGUGGCAUUUGGAUUCAGCCCUCACGGAGAGUUGCCUGGAUCUGACAUUGUGAUAGGAGGUGUCUUCCCAAAUGGCAGCAUCUACUUCUCCGAUUGUCACAUAGUAGAUGAGGCAACCCUUGAGGAAGAUGGGAGCCAGGACUACCAACUGCUGUCAAUGACAGAGAAUGAGACCUCCACCACCGUGCUGUUCAAACGCCACCUAAGGACGUGUGACCCCAAUGACCAGGAUAUCACGAUGGACACAGCACGCCUCAUUACUGCAUUUGGCACUGAUGACACAGUCCAAUUCUUUGAAGGCCAAAGAUUUUCCAAAUCUGUUUUCUUGAUGAGGUACAGAGGCCCAUCUGACUUAACUGACCCCAAAAUAUUCUUCACCUAUGACCUGAGGCUGGACAAUUUUGCUGUCCCAGUUGAAGAAACCAUGUAUGCCUGUACCUUUAUCCCACUGCCCAUGGUCAAGCAGAAACACCAUAUCUACAAGUUCGAACCUGUAAUAACACCCCACAACAUAACCUUGGUUCAUCAUAUUCUUGUUUAUGCCUGUGGCAACGCCAGCGUGUUACCCAGUGGCAUAGACGAUUGCUAUGGAGCCAAUCCAGAUUUUGCCCUGUGCUCUCAGGUGCUUGUGGGCUGGGCUGUCGGAGGGGAGUCUUAUCAAUUUCCAGAUGAAGCUGCGGUUUCCAUAGGGACACCUUGGGACCCUCAGUACGUCCGACUAGAAAUCCAUUACAGCAAUUUUGACUUGUUACCAGGCUUGAUCGACAGCUCAGGGGUACGAAUCUACUAUACUCCGGAGCUACGGCAGUAUGAUGUGGGGGUUCUGCAAACAGGCGUCUUCAUUUUCCCUGUGCAUUUCAUUCCUCCCGGGGCAGAAUCCUACAGAUCUUAUGGCCUUUGCAAUUCCAGCCAGUUUGAUGAAAUGAAUGGGAUGUUGGUUCCAGAUUUGCAUGUAUUUGCCUACUUGCUUCACACCCACCUGUCUGGCAGAGGAGUGAAAGCUGCUCAAUACCGGAAUGGUGAGCAGCUGAGGAUCAUCUGUGAGGACAAUAAGUACGACUUCAGACUGCAGGAGAUUCGGGACAUGAAAGAAAUCCUCAUAAUCAAACCAGGCGAUGAGAUCCUGGUCGAAUGCAAUUUUCAGACGCUGGAUCGAUCAGGGAUUACUUUUGGUGGGCCAAGCACCAUGGAUGAGAUGUGUCUGACAUUCCUCUUCUACUACCCUCGUAACAACAUCUCCAGUUGUAUGGGCUUCCCUGACAUACUGUACGUUGCUCAUGCACUCAAACAGGAGGCUUCAGAGUGAGUCCUGAGUCAACAUGUUUCUGGAAGUAGCAUAGCAAAAUGUGGCUAUAAAGAAUGGCAAAUGGAAAAGAUAAUGAAAAUGAAAUGUUGCUGGUAGGGAAGAAAGAGCCAUGUACCUGGACCUGUCAAGUUGAACUCCCUUGCUGCAGGAAUCUAUCAAC